Messenger RNA from Neomonachus schauinslandi (Hawaiian monk seal), 1498 nucleotides. It is a transcript of the gene CARNMT1, whose product is annotated as carnosine N-methyltransferase 1. Lineage: Eukaryota; Metazoa; Chordata; Mammalia; Carnivora; Phocidae. The record is from RefSeq and is a predicted model, not a curated record. The transcript is spliced from 8 exons. Bases 164 to 1399 code for a protein of 411 amino acids. Gene Ontology annotation, molecular function: S-adenosylmethionine-dependent methyltransferase activity.
GGAGCCCGGCGCGGAUGGAGGCCUGAGGGCGGCGGGGGCGGAGCGCACCGCGAGCUGGGGGCAUGUCCGCGGCGGGCGCCGUCUAGAGGAAGGCCGAGCAGCCGCCACCACGCUCUCAGUCGCGGCGAGACGCAAGCGAGCCAGGCCUAGGGCCGCGGCGGCGAUGCAGCGACGGCGGCGCCCUCCGCCGCCAGCUUCUCAGCUGCCCGAGGGCUGCGGGGGAGGCGGCGGCGGCCGCGGCGGGAGCGAGGAGGUGGAAGUGCAGUUCUCCGCCGGGCGUUUGGCCUCGGCCGCGGCGGUUUCGGCGGCGGCGACGGCCGCGCGCAGCACGGAGGAGGAGGAGGAGCGGCUCGAGCGCGAGCACUUCUGGAAGAUCAUUAAUGCCUUCCGCUACUACGGCACCAGUAUGCAUGAGCGAGUGAACCGAACAGAAAGACAAUUUCGAUCACUUCCAGAUAAUCAACAGAAACUACUUCCUCAGUUUCUUCUUCACUUGGACAAGAUUCGGAAAUGCAUUGAUCAUAAUCAAGAAAUACUACUGACCAUUGUGAAUGAUUGCAUACAUAUGUUUGAAAAUAAAGAAUAUGGAGAAGAUGGGAAUGGAAAGAUUAUGCCAGCAUCAACAUUUGACAUGGAUAAGUUAAAAUCUACACUGAAACAGUUUGUGAGAGACUGGAGUGAGACUGGGAAAGCAGAGAGGGAAGCCUGCUACCAACCAAUCAUUAAAGAAAUUUUAAAAAAUUUUCCGAAAGAAAGAUGGGAUCCUUCUAAAGUAAAUAUUCUGGUACCUGGUGCUGGACUAGGAAGACUGGCCUGGGAAAUAGCUAUGCUAGGUUAUGCUUGUCAAGGAAAUGAAUGGAGUUUUUUUAUGCUCUUUUCUUCCAACUUUGUACUCAACAGAUGUUCUGAAAUUAAUAAAUAUAAGCUUUAUCCCUGGAUCCAUCAGUUUAGCAAUAACCGGAGGUCAGCUGAUCAGAUUCGACCCAUCUUUUUCCCUGAUGUUGAUCCCCACAGUCUUCCUCCUGGUUCUAAUUUUUCUAUGACAGCAGGAGAUUUUCAGGAGAUCUACUCAGAAUGCAAUACCUGGGACUGUAUUGCUACCUGUUUCUUCAUAGACACAGCUCACAAUGUCAUUGAUUAUAUUGACACAAUAUGGAAAAUACUCAAGCCAGGUGGAAUUUGGAUAAAUCUAGGUCCUCUGCUGUACCACUUUGAAAAUUUGGCAAAUGAACUUUCCAUAGAAUUGAGCUAUGAAGAUAUAAAAAAUGUUGUUCUGCAGUAUGGAUUCCAGGUGGAGGUGGAAAAAGAAUCUGUCUUGUCAACAUAUACUGUGAAUGAUCUCUCCAUGAUGAAAUACUACUAUGAAUGUGUCUUGUUUGUGGUCCGUAAACCACAGUAACGUUCUCAAGUGGUAUCAGCAGAAAAAAGUUUGAUAAGAGCAAAUGCUGAAAUAAACAACUCAAAAUCAACUAUCCCAAUGACAGGACACAACCUCAAA